Messenger RNA from Lactuca sativa (garden lettuce), 2959 nucleotides. Its product is annotated as ENHANCED DISEASE RESISTANCE protein (DUF1336). Lineage: Eukaryota; Viridiplantae; Streptophyta; Magnoliopsida; Asterales; Asteraceae. Gene Ontology annotation, molecular function: lipid binding. The record is from RefSeq and is a predicted model, not a curated record.
AUUGGAAAAAUAUUGAUUCUCUAAUCAAACUUUAAUCCAGUAGUCGGCAAAUUCUUGAUAUCAGAUUUACAAAAUUUCAAACCAGACCUCCUAAAAUCAUCAAGCUGUCAAAAUGAUCGCAUUAAAUUUGAAUGUAACUCCAUCUUCCAACUGGUAUUUCAUCGUUUCUUCAUCUUCCAGUCUCUACCCAGAAUCCCAAGAGAAUCACCAUCAACAACAACAACAAUCAUAAACGUUCUACUCCGUUUUUAUUGACCCAUAACAUCCAAAAAGGGUUACACUCUCUCGCUCUUGUAAUUGAAUUUUUGAUCUCAAAAACCCACAAAAUUUCUGGUCGGAGAGAGAAGGAAAUGGAAUCGCCGCCGUCGACGAAGAAGAUAGGUCAAGGAGGCGGGUCUUCGGAAAGCGGAGGAUCGGAGAGUGGGGCGGAGGAGAAGGGGUGUAGUCGGACGAGGUUCGAAUACUUCGGUUGGGUUUAUCAUUUGGGCACCAAUUCAAUUGGGCGCGAGUUUUGUCAUCUUCGAUUUCUAUAUAUUCGUGGGAAAUACGUGAUGAUGUAUAAACGCGAUCCUCAUGAAAACCCUGGCAUUAAACCACUAAGGAGGGGUGUUGCUGGGAACACACUUAUGGUGGAGGAGCUAGGACGAAAAAAGGUCAAUGAUGGUGAUCUUUAUGUUCUAAGGUUUUACAACCGACUAGAUGAAGAGAAGAAAGGAGAAAUUGCUUGUGCUACAGCAGGAGAAACCCGAAAAUGGAUGGAAGCAUUUGAUCAAGCAAAACAACAGGCUGAGUUUGAGCUAUCUCAAAGUUCCACCAGACACAGAUUGAACAUGGAGAACGAGAUUGAUCUUGAAGGGCGUCGCCCAAGGGUAAGGAGAUAUGCACAUGAUCUAAAAAAGCUUAUAAGAAUAGGACAUGGUCCAGAGUCACUUGUGAGAAGAUCAUCAAACUUGGGUAGACAUCAAGGGUCUAAUGAGUUCAUGGAAGGUGAUGCUGCAGAUGUCAUUGAAGCACAUGAGUGGAGAUGUGUUCGUACAAUCAAUGGUGUCAGACUCUUUGAGGAUGUGUCUGACAACAAGUCGCGCAGCAAAACUGUACUUGUGAAGGCUGUUGGUGUUGUGGAUGCAAGUCCAGAUACUGUUUUUGAGGUGGUUUUGAACGUUGAUAGACAUAGAAGAUAUGAGUGGGAUGCAUUGACUGGUGAUUUAGAGCUUGUAGAUUCUUUAAGUGGUCAUUCUGAUGUUGUUUAUGGAUCUUAUGAUUUCAAAUGCUUAACUAGUCGAAAACUGAUGUGCUAUUCUUAUAGAUGGCAGUCUAAGUGCGAUUUCAUAUUCUCUAGACAAUGGUUUCGUGGGCAAGAUGGAACAUAUACAAUCUUGCAGUUUCCUGCAAUGCAUAAGAAGCAUCCUCCAAAAUCUCGACAUCAAAGAAUAAAGAUUAAUCCUUCUUCAUGGGAGAUUAGGAAUCUAAGAGCUUCAGUUGGAUCACAUGGUGAUAGAUGUCUUGUAACACAUAUGUUAGAGAUAGAAUCAAGAGGCUGGUUUAAAUGGAAAUGUGGUCAAGGCUCAAAGUUUGAAAAUUCGAUUCCUUAUGCAUUAUUGAACCAAGUUUCAGGUUUAAAGGCGUAUAUUGGGGCAAGCCCUGGACUUACAUCAGAAUCAUCAACAACACUUGUGGCUUCAAAAGGCUCUGAUGUUUCUGGAUCCAUUAGUGAGUUUGAAGAUGCAGAAGUUGCUGAAGAGUUUUAUGAUGCAAUUGCUGCUGACUCAUCAUCCUCAUCAUCUUCAGAUGAUGAAGAUGAUGAGAACACUCAACUUGAUAGCAAGGGCCAAAGAGUGAAGCUAAAGAAUGUUUCAUGGGCUAUUGCCCGAUUGGCUCUAACAGCAAAGAAAGCUAUGGAUGGAAGCCAUGAGUUAGAUCCAAAUGUGGAACCAGUUAAUCUUGAUUCUAGUCUGUUUCAUGGAUCAAUGCACAAAGGGAAAAGUGAAUCUGAUGCAAACUGUUGGACAUCUCCAAGUGGUGCUGGUUUUAAGAUUAGAGGGAAGACAUAUAUGAAAGAUAGUACUAAGGUAGCAGGAGGGGAUCCCCUUUUGAAGCUUAUAGCAGUUGACUGGUAUAAACUAGAAACUUCUAGAAGUAAAGUGGCUUUGCAUCCCAAAAGCCUUGUACAGUCAGAAGCUGGAAAAAAGCUUCCAUUCAUCCUUGUAGUCAACCUGCAGGUUCCAGCAAAACCAAACUACAGCCUAGUUAUGUAUUAUGCUGCAGAUAGGCCUGUAACUAAGGGAUCAUUGUUGGGUAAGUUUAUUGAUGGAAAUGAUGCAUUUCGUGAUUCAAGAUUCAAAUUGAUCCCAAGCAUUGUACAGGGAUAUUGGAUGGUGAAACGUGCAGUCGGGACAAAAGCUUGCCUAUUGGGAAAAGCCGUAACUUGUAACUACCUAAGACAAGACAAUUUUUUGGAGAUUGAUGUGGAUAUUGGUUCUUCAUCCGUUGCAAGGAGUGUCAUCGGUAUUGUUCUUGGAUAUGUAACAAGCCUAGUCGUUGAUCUUGCCAUCUUAAUUGAGGGAAGGGAGGAGAAAGAAUUACCAGAGUAUAUUCUUGGAACGGUGCGAUUAAAUAAAGUGAAGCUGGAUACUGCUGUUCCUCUUGAAGGUUGACAUAAAAAAAAAUGGUGAUUAUGAUGUGUAUAUGAAUUCACGACUCUAUUAUGGCCUAUAUAUAUUGACUAUUGAGCUCCCCCCAUAUGCAAAUAAUGCUUUCAACACAAGGGAAAUAGUGGUUGGCCUCCAUGAAUGCUUGAAUUUGGCAUCAAGUUACGACUGUCCAUUUGUUGUACAAUCUUGAGAAACAGUAGGCCGUUUUUGUGUUUUUUUUUUGGAAAUUAUAUGAUCAUCAAACGUGUUAGCAUUAAAAUCAGCCAUUUUAUUUGCUUUUAUAAUUAGAUGGUGUGAUCUUUUGUACA